Molecule: messenger RNA, 919 nt
Organism: Zootermopsis nevadensis
Lineage: Eukaryota; Metazoa; Arthropoda; Insecta; Blattodea; Termopsidae
Product: U-scoloptoxin(01)-Cw1a-like
Cellular component (GO): extracellular region
Molecular function (GO): chitin binding
Source: RefSeq, a predicted model, not a curated record
GCAAAUCUGUGGAGAAAGUCAGUCGACAACUAAGCAAAAUUUAAGUCUUUCACGACAUUCUGUGUGCGUGUAUCAGAGGUUUCGAAUGUUCCAUAACAUACGCCGCGUAACAUUCAACAGUGCGCCUUCUACUAAGAAUAACGAAAGACAUGUUCUGCUCCGACAAGAAACUGGGCCCUUCCAGCGUCAUCUUCAUAUUAGCGUCCUUCGUCUGCUGCUGUGAUAGCAGAGCAACUAUCGAGAAGCGUCAGGUGAUAUACGGAGGCCACGUGUCUCUGGCGGUCCAAAGACCACGCGACCAGGAGAGAAAAGGUCAGGAUCUGAGCAAGGUGCCUGGCAGGGCGGGGGUCGAUUACCCAAUUUUCCAUUCUGUGCCAGCGACCAACUUCCACUGUGGCAAUGUACCAGCCGUGCCCGGCAUAUACGCCAAUGUAGAGACCGGAUGUCAAGCUUACCACGUCUGUCACGACGGGCGAGAGGGACACCAAGGGGCAACGUUCCUCUGUUCCAACGGAACGCUGUUCAACCAGCAGGAGUUCACGUGCGACUGGUGGUACAACGUGAACUGCGCCGAGGCACAGACGCACUACAGCUUGAAUCUGGACCCGCUGAAGAACCCGUACGCGCCGAAACCGAAGCCGGAAGAAUCAGUCCUACAGCCAUACGAAGAACAACAGUACUCCUACGGCCGGAAGUAGUCGACAAUUACAAAAUACAAGAACUUCAUCGACAGAAGAACUGGGCGUACAUCACCGCACUAUUAUCCAAUAAUUAUUUAUAAUUCACUUAAACGCAACAUUCAGUCACACUCACAAUGCAACAGCACAACGCGUUAUUAUUUUUUUUUAAUUUAAAUGCUAAUUUAUCAUCUGCAGACAAGGUUCAGAUUUAAAUAAAUAUCGAAGAAAAACUCCACACA